AAAACAGAUACAAAAAAACACCUUCUUGAUUAUUUGAUUGAGAAUAUAACUUUUAAAAUGGUUACAACAAUUUUAAAAUACUUAUCGAAACACCCUUUUAUAUAUAUAACAACACUAAACUAAAUCCAAUGAUAACCAUGAAGCAUCACCAUUUCCUACUCGUAUCUUUACCAAUCCAAAGCCACAUCAACCCCACUUUCCGACUAGCCACCAGACUCACACGCACCGGUGCUCAAGUCACUCUGGCCACCACCAUCAGCGGCCUCAAAACCCUCCCUUCAAUCUCCGGCAUGUCUUACCACUUCUUCCCCGGCGGCGGUGCUGAUGGAAAACUAACCUCCAUACAAGAACUCAAAUUCCUUGGGUCAAUAAACCUCAAAGAACUCUUGCUAACAAAAGCUAAAGAGGGACAAAAGGUGGAUUUAUUAAUCUAUGGUCUUUCCCUUCCAUGGGUGGCAGAGGUGGCGCGUGAUCUCCACGUGCCGUCGGCAUUAUUCUUCUUCCAGUCGGCAGCUUCUUUUUCGGUGGUUUACCAUUUCUUUAAAAGUGACGGUGGGGUAGGAAAUUCCAAUAUUGACCUUACUGGUUCAAUUAAAGUACCAGGAUUGCCCUUGUUAAGAUAUAGUGAAAUCCCUUCGUUUCUCAUCCCCACCCAUCGAUAUGCUUAUGUUUUCCAAGAACAUAUAGACACCCUAGAAAAACAACCAAAUUCGUUCAUACUAAUCAACAGUUUUGAUGGCUUAGAAGAAGAAUCGAUUAAAUCACUACCGGAUCACAUUAACAUCUUCUCCGUUGGACCAUUGAGUUCCGGCGAAACGGAGGAGCCGUUCGUCAUUGAUACUAUUCAGGAUUCCGAUCGAGAAACAUAUCUUAGAUGGCUAGACUCGAAACGGGAGAAAUCAGUGGUUUACGUUUCCUUUGGAAGCUUGGUGAAGUUACAGAAAAAUCAAAAAGAUGAGAUAUUUCAAGGAUUAAUCGAAUCAGGCUACCCGUUUUUGUGGGUCAUUCGCAAUCAAGGAGAGGAUGAUGAAGAGUCGAGGCGUUACACGGCGGAAGGCGGUGGGUUGAUAGUGAGAUGGUGUUCGCAGGUGGAGGUUCUGAACCACGUUGCUGUUGGGUGUUUUGUGACGCAUUCUGGGUGGAACUCGACGGUGGAGAGCAUAGUAAGUGGGGUGCCGAUGGUGGGGUAUCCACAGGAUGCCGAUCAGAAGAUGAAUGCAAAGAUGGUGGAGGAAGUGUGGGGGAAUGGGGUGAAGGCGGUGGCGGAUGGUGAAGGUGUGGUGGGGAGGGAAGAGAUGAAGAGGUGUUUGACGGUGGUGAUGGGAGGUGGAGAGAUAACGAGGAACUGUGAGAAAUUGAAAAGCAUGGCUAUGGAGGCCAUGUCGGAGGAUGGAUCUUCACAUAGAAAUCUAAAUCGAUUUUUCCAAACCUUAAAACUUGUUUCAGAAUGAAAUUUUGAUCGAGACAUUUUUCGUUUCUGAAACCGAAAUUUGUACUUUUUAUAUCAGUUUUUAUUUUCGGUUAAUGUCUUGUACUCAUGUUCUACAUUGAGAGUACGAAAACUUCAGAUCAUAUUCCAGAUUAUCAUUUUAGCACACCUUUAUCAUUUGCCUUUAUUCUAAGUUUGCAAUAUUUACUAGCUGGAUAAAUCGUCA
This is a messenger RNA of Lactuca sativa (garden lettuce), 1655 nucleotides long. RefSeq names its product phloretin 4'-O-glucosyltransferase. The record is from RefSeq and is a predicted model, not a curated record. Lineage: Eukaryota; Viridiplantae; Streptophyta; Magnoliopsida; Asterales; Asteraceae. Gene Ontology annotation, molecular function: quercetin 3-O-glucosyltransferase activity; quercetin 7-O-glucosyltransferase activity.